AUGACAUCAGAUCCAUUGAUCAACCCAAAUCCAUAUUAUCGAGCUAAUAAAUGGUCACAAUUUUUUCAUAGUUGGAUAUUAAUAUUACUUAAAAAAAGUCAUAAACAAGGCACACUGCAUUUAACUGAUCUCUAUGAUCUUUUUCCUCAACUUGAAGCAACGAAAUUAACCGAUGAUCUUGAAAAAAAUUGGUUCGAUGAAAUGAAACAAACACAACGUGAACCAAGUAUUAUUCGUGCAACAUUAAAAACCAUGGGAUGGGGACCGCUGAUUGCCGGUUUAUUACUUAUUCCAACGGAAUUAGCUAAAUUUGCUCAACCAAUAUUAUUAACAUUUCUUAUGGGAUUUUUCGAUAUAUGUCCCACAAUAUCUACAUCGUAUGCUUGGCUUCUAGUUGCUGCAAGUAGUCUUGCUGCUUUAACAUGUAGUGCUAUGUAUCAUCAAGUAAUACUAGUUUUCUUUAAUAUUAAACGUUUUCAUUUAAAUACCAAGUAUUUUCUUUUGUAUUAA
Molecule: messenger RNA, 510 nt
Organism: Rotaria sp. Silwood2
Lineage: Eukaryota; Metazoa; Rotifera; Eurotatoria; Philodinida; Philodinidae
Source: the annotation of a GenBank genome assembly